CGGAGAAGAGGGGGGCUGUGGGGCAUCGUUACAACGGUGGUCGCCGCUAGAAAAGUAGAUAACGACACUCGUAAGUUAAAGUCUGUCAUGAGUUAAAGGGUAGUCAGUCAGCUAAAUGAAGUUUGACAGGCUAACGUCAGGUUUAGCUAUCCUCAAGUAGCUAGCCCCGGUGCUAACGUCAGGUUAUGUCAACGCCAGCUUGUGAGAGCCGCUAGCCUUUUGAAGUUGCUAGUUGACUUAUUGUGGCCAUCUGGGAAAAAGGCGUUAGCUACUGUUACUUCUUUAGCCUGAGCCGGUGACUAGCUAGAAAACGUUAAAGGGUGUGAGCACAUAUCAGCUCACUCACUCUUUAAAAAAAAAAAAGAAACGACCAAAUGUCUUUUACAAUUUAAUUAGCCAUUUGAGCUAGCAAUGCGUACUACAUUAUUUCAGAAUACCGUUAGCUUGCCGGAUAAUUUCACCCUAUGGUACAACUGUGCCCUGCCCAGCAGCGCCACUCAUAGCAUUUCGCAUAAUGACUGACCAUUAUGUAAAAGUCAAGAUUCAAGUGGAGCAAAUGAAAUCACUGGGCGAGGACGCAGAGAAGGAGCAGGGUGUGGACAGUGAGGAGCAGGUGCCAGUGUGUUCCCCCCCUGCUUCUGUCUCACCAGACCCUCCCAGCACCAUCACCAUAGCAGGAAGAGAUACAGCCAACACCUCCAUCACUUGUAAACAGAGUAGUAAAAGUCGAAGUAAGCUGGGGAAAGAUGACAAGAACUCUUAUGGCAAACACAUCUCAAAUGUUCCAUUGCAUGGGUCUGUAGUUUCUGGUCAUAUUGGGAGGAAUCUGAAUAGACUAGGGCAUGAGCGGACACUUCACAUUAAAGGAACUGGGAAGAUACUGCAGGGCAAGUCGGAGACUAAUGGGAACUAUGUUACCAUCCAUCCAUCCAAAAACAUUCAAGAGAAACACCGUGAGGACGGACUCAAACUUGCAAGGAAGAGAAGACCAGUGACAGUGGAUACUGCGAAAGCCAAAACCUCAUUGGAGGCACUGAAGAUAAGCAUCAAGCAACUUAAGUGGAAAGAGUUUCCUCUGGGAAGACGAGCAGCCUGUGAUAUCUACUGGCAUGGCGUUUCCUUCCAUGACAAUGAAAAUAUCGUCUCAGGGCAGGUGAACAAGUUCCCAGGGAUGAUUGAAAUGCUGAGGAAGAUCAACCUGAGUCGGGCAAUGCGGACUAUGCAGGAGUUAUUCCCCGAAGAGUACGACUUCUAUCCCCGUUCCUGGAUCCUGCCUGAGGAGUGCCAGCAGUUUUCCACCCAGAUUCGCAUGGUGAAGGAGAACGAUGCCACAGUAAAUCCCACCUUCAUUGUCAAGCCAGACGGAGGCUCUCAGGGGGACGGCAUCUACCUCAUUCGUGACCCUAGUGACCUAAAGAUCAUGGUGGGAUCACAGGCCAAACAGUCUGUGGUCCAGGAGUACAUCCAGAGGCCGCUACUCAUUGACAAGCUCAAGUUUGAUAUCCGCCUCUAUGUGCUGUUAAAGUCCCUGCAGCCACUGGAGAUCUACAUUGCCAAGGAAGGUCUGACACGUUUUUGCACCGAGCCCUACCAGGAACCAAGCCAGAAGAACCUGAGCCAUGUCUUCAUGCACCUGACAAACUACUCCCUCAACGUCCACAGCGGCAACUUUGUCCACUCAGACAGCCAGAGCACAGGCAGCAAGCGCACUCUGUCCAGCGUGCUGUACAGGCUGGCAGCUAAAGGCGUAGACAUCAAGAAGGUGUGGUCGGACAUCAUCGCCCUUGUCAUCAAGACUUCCAUCGCCGUGGUGCCUGAACUUAGAGUCUACUAUCAGGCUGAUAUACCGCCUGGUAAACCGGGACCCACUUGCUUCCAGAUAUUAGGUUUUGACAUCCUCCUGAUGAAGAACCUGAAGCCAGUAUUACUAGAGGUCAACUCCAACCCCAGUAUGAGAAUAGAACAUGAACAGGAGGUGGCUCCAGGAGUUUUUGAAUAUGUUCCCAGUCCGGUCGACGAAGAGGUUAAAGUGAGUGUGAUCCGGGACACUCUGCGCCUUAUGGACCCCGGCCACAGGAAACCCUCAAUUUCCCAACUGAGGGCUGCUGGGCUGGAGCAGGGGGAGGAGAUUCCCAUGGAGGCGGAGACUCAAGAGGAUGAAGGAGCUCUGCCCUCGCUGUGUCUGAAGCAGGUCUACCCCAAAUAUACCAAACAGUUCAACUACCUGCGGCUGGUGGAGCGAAUAGCAUCUCUCUUCAUACGCUUCCUGGGGGUCAAGGGUAACAUGCGUCUGGGCCCCACUGCCUUCCGAACCUUCAUCAGGACCUGUAGGCUGAGCAACAGUAACUUCUCCAUGGCUUCAGUGGACAUCCUCUACAUAGACAUCACACGUCGUUGGUCAGGAACAAUGCCUGACUCUAGAGAAGCAGGUAUGGGACUACAAGCAUUUGUGGAAGCCUUUUUCAACUUGGCAGGUCGCAGGUUCAAAUCCCUGGCGCUGAGGGAGCAGGUCGUGUCGCUGCUGGAGCUGUGCGAGGCUCAGCUGGAGACCCAGUCGUGCGUCGAGGAGAGGCGCUCCGUGAGCUGCAGCAGGGCGAUGCCACGAGCCAUCAAGACUCAGACGCUGGGCCUCGCCAACCCGCAGCUCAACUCCCCCGCUCCCCUGCGACGGGCAUCCAGCCAGGACUACCGGCUGCAUCAAAGACUCAAGCCUCGCACACUCAGGGCAAACGUGGAGAACUGACGAAGGAGGGGAGGGCGGGGGGGCUCCAACUAGACAUCCAACUCCCAAACACUGCCUUUAGCCUUCUCCACAGGAGCAGGGAAAUUAGGUGUCCCUCUCUCAUCUGAAGCUCCUGCACAGGGGAGGGGGGUGAUGGGAGCUGAGAGAAGGACUUGCUUGACCCCUGCUGGCUGACUUGCAGGAGAACUGUUCACAGCCUGAUUGCUUUUUCUUCAGAGGAGGAAGAUGUCCACAGGAGGGGGUGGGGAAGAUAUAGAGUGUGGGAUAUAAGGAGGAUGGUGCAUUUCUUUCUCCUCUCCUGGUGUGAUCAUAUAUGAAAUGGUCCAGUCAGGAAGAGAGUACGGCUGCUUUUAAUAUACUUACUGAUUCUACAGGGCAGCUAUUUGCUUCCCUUCACCUUUUUCUGCGGCAACAACCUACACUAAGACAAACUUUCUUUUCAGGGAUAACAUUAAAUAAUCCAGCUUCAUGUUCAAAGCAGUUUCACACAUGAAUAAAUAAAUAAAUAAAUGGGUGUAAGGGAAUGUCCUUAGUGUGUGUAUUAUAUUCUUGAAUUUGCACAACAACUAUUACAUUUGCACAGAAAUGGAUGUGAGGGUGACUGAGCAUUUGUGUGGGCAUAUUGUGUAUGUCUGAGUGCAUGUGUACUGUAUUUAUUUGUGUUUAGCUCAAUGGUGGAAGCCUAUUUAUACCGCCAGUGGCUCAGCUGUGCGUCCCAGCUCCGUGAGCCCAUUAGUGAUGAGUUAAGUGAAUAAGUAUUCAAAGGGAAAAGGCCACGCCGCCACUUAUCCUCUUUCAGUUCAGCAGCUAUUCCAGUCAGGCAGCCCUCAGAACCUCCAGCGAACACAUUUUUAGGAUGAUUACUUUCUAGCCACACAACUGCCAUUAGGAAUUAAUUAUUUCACAUGUAAUUGCAUGGCACAAAAUUUAGUCACAUGCAUUGUUUCUUAAAUGUGAUUCAGAUAGCCUUUGUAAUCUGACCUCAUCUAUCUGAUCUCAUGUGUGAUGUGGCUUCACACAAAACUGCCACUGGUGGACGCCAGCCUGAAAGGUUUUACAUUGUCACUGUUAUUUCAAAUUGUAAACACUAAAAUUACUUGCUGAACGUUAAUUUAAUCGUAUGUUUGUUUAUGAAGAUUAUCAAAUGAAUUUGUCACAUGCAGACCAAUAAUGGAGUGUUAUGUAAAAGAACAAUCAAAGACGGUUAAUUAUACAUGGUAAAUUUGUGCUAUACGUGCUGUAGGACUAACCUAUGUACUGCAGUAUGUAAUUGUUAAGUAGUAUUUAUAAGGUCAUUAACAGUGAUUAUAUGAAUGAAAUGUAUUAAUAGCACUGCAACAAAUAAAGGUUAUUUUGCUCUUUGAACUGAAAA
Messenger RNA from Centropristis striata (black sea bass), 4115 nucleotides. RefSeq names its product tubulin tyrosine ligase-like family, member 11 (gene ttll11). Gene Ontology annotation, cellular component: cilium. The transcript has 10 exons. Gene Ontology annotation, biological process: protein polyglutamylation; microtubule cytoskeleton organization. The record is from RefSeq and is a predicted model, not a curated record. Gene Ontology annotation, molecular function: tubulin binding; tubulin-glutamic acid ligase activity. NCBI's taxonomy places the organism in Eukaryota, Metazoa, Chordata, Actinopteri, Perciformes, Serranidae. Bases 515 to 2743 code for a protein of 742 amino acids.